This is a messenger RNA of Cordyceps militaris CM01, 417 nucleotides long. RefSeq lists its product as uncharacterized. The coding region runs from base 1 to 417 and encodes 138 amino acids. Lineage: Eukaryota; Fungi; Ascomycota; Sordariomycetes; Hypocreales; Cordycipitaceae. The record is from RefSeq and is a predicted model, not a curated record. The transcript is spliced from 4 exons.
AUGGCGGCCAGCAAACACGUGCUUGGCCAUGUUCAUCGACUCCCAUCAACGACAUCGUCCAGUAAUAAGCCGGAAACCCCAGCAAUUGGGGGCAUCUCCCGAUGCCGCAGAAAAGAAAAGGUUCGCACGUCGCCCCUGAGCUUCGGCUCUCCCUGCAUAUUUCCCGGGCCAAUCACAGCCCUGUUCCUGGCCCUAAGCUCAUUCUGGACUGGGCAGCCCCCUAUUGCUUCUGGUGCUACGUUAUUAGAGUUUUCCAUUAACUCGACGCGGAAAUGGCUUUCGGUUCGCGUCAAAAUCGAAGCAACUCUCCUCACUUUUGCUGCAGCCUUGGCCGAGGCCUGCCCGCCCGUUGUCGUCAAAAUGAAACGCCGCCCAGCUAAAUUCGCCACUGCUCCGCACCUGGCCUUCAGCAAGUAG